UGUAGUCUUCUGGGAGUCAUAACCCACAAGUUGAGAAACACUGCCCUGAAGGUUUUGAGCAGAGAAGUACAGGAAUCCUCCUUUUAUCUUUAAGGAUAAUUUUACUUACUGUGCUUGUGUAAGCUGUAUGAGGGCAGGAGAACAAGAGAUUGUUUCAACUAUUCAGUACAGAAAGCAUGAUGGUGUGAGUGAGUUAUGGUGGCCAUAGGGCUGGUGUAAAGCAUUCACAUCCUAGAUAAAGUUUGGAAAUAGAAGCAGCAGUAGCCACUUUGGGGGGAGAGGGUCUGUGUAAAGAACAAAAUAAUCAGGAGUUAGUUUUAUACGUGUCUAAGAUGCCUAUUAGGUGUUUAAUUAUAAACACAAAAAGGUCAAAUUUUUAAAAAUUGAACUUUGGCAAUAAACCAUAAUGACAAGGAUAGGAAUGGAACCAAGGAGUGAAAUGAGCCUUCCUCAACACUAAAGUUGGAAGGCAAGCCAGGAAGAGGAUGAAUCAUUAAAGUCGUUUAGAAAGCUAGCACCCAAUGAAGGAAGUGACCCAAAAGCCAAAUGAAGACACAGCUAAGGAGAGGGUAUAUGAAAGCUACUGACUUAUCUAAAGUAAACAUUUUAUCAUACAGUUAGAAUUAUUCAAGCACAUAUAUAUUUUGUGUUUGUGUGUGCACACUAAUAAAAACAAGAAAGCUGAGACUGGGCGAAGGUAAGUAAUCUAAAAUUCAGUUAAAGAUGGGUUGCUGCUACUCAAAAAUCAUGGCUUUUAAGCCUUGCUCUUUCUAGCUUUCAAGUAAUAGGUUUCAAGAGUAUAGAAGAGAGUGGAUAAGGACAGGUAAUGGAGAGUGGGUUAAUCCAGCCUUACUAAGAACAAGGGACGGGCACAGGUUGAGUCUGAGUGCGAUGCCAUGCUUAUUUAUCAAUGUGUUUAGAAGCCGGUUUCUCUUUUCUAUGCCUCUGUAUUCUAUGAGUUAUGGUGAAGGGCUGUGGCUCUACAAGAGUUUCAAUCUGAAAAUUAUCCAUUUAUUUUAAAAGUUAACUUUUCCAUUUACUCAUGGUAAUCCCAGCCAGAAAAUAUCUCCAUAUGUGGUGGAAGGGAUACUACCAAGGAAAUUUUAAGUUAAUUACAUUGUUGGGAAAAUCUGUGGUCUAGUAGAAAAUAUACAGUCUUUGCAAUCAGAACAGGCCUGAACUUUCAAAGUAUAAAGCCACAGGGUCAAUUUUGAUGCACUGCAAGUAUUAAGCCUUAGAAACUGAAGGAGGGCCAAUUAAACGUAUAGGCUUAGUGAUCAAGCAUAAUAAAGCCCCUACUUAAAGUCUCUUUAAAAAUGUUUAAGUGUGUUUCUGUAUAUAUGGGUACUGAUGUGGAGGUCAGAGGACAACUGGUUGGAGUCAGUUCUCUCCUUCUACCAAGUGGAUUCCUGACAAUAAGGAGGCUAAUUGGUACGUUGGAGGUAGACACAAAUCAUAAACUCAAAAUUACCUGUAGAGGAAUUUCUACGUUGAUCAGUAACUUAACAAGUCACAGUACAACAAAAGUAUGGGCCCUAGAAACGAGCUUCUGCAGGGUAAAUCAACGCCCAUCUCCUUGCUCCACAGAGCCUCUAGAUGGAGUAGACAGGAAUGGCACCUUUGUCAAGGGUUCCUCUGCAGCUUUGGAAUGACUCAGCUUAAAAUACCUUAAAAUAAUGGUGCGCUGGUUUUGAAUUGUACUAGAGGAAGGCAUAUUCUUGACUUGAGUAAUAACACUGUUGUGAAAGGAUCCCUGUUUAACAUGGAACCCUGUUUGGUUUCUGUGGGUGGCUGGUUUCGAACUAUCCAGUGUAAUGACUCUGUAACAAUAUCCUAGAGCCUAUCUUCCUCAUACAAUGUGGACCUAAAAUGGAAGCCAUCAUAUGAGAAACACCUGUAGUGUAAAGAACUUCUAAUGCCUCGAACACUGCACUGAGUUAGGAUGGACUCAGCCAUGAUCUUACUUUAUAUUUGAUCAUUUGUAUAUAAAUUGGCAGUUUGAAAAAGAAAAUUAAAAUCAGUGUUGGGGUUGGAAAUAGGUCUGAUGUGGAAAUGCUGUUACAUUUCAAAUGGAAAACACCCUUACACUUACAUUAAUCAUCACAGUCUAUUCAGAGACUACUAUAUUUUAAUGUUUAGUCAAUCUUCAAAAUAUGUCCCACUCACUAAAUGUAUGCACGUUAUAAUUUACAUACGUAUUAAAAACAGCAGGGUACGUUUUAAGUGAUGGUUAGCCAAAGGAGUGAAGAGAAGGGGCUGUGACUUCCUUUUUACAAUUUUUAAAGGUUUAUUGCAAUGGUUUUUAUAAUUAAAGUUAACAUUCUACAUGAAGUACAUUGAAGAGAUUAUAAACUUUUAAAUUAAAAGAGAAAUUCUUUUCGUCAUGAUUAGGAUAAUACAAGGCAUUUUGUCGAAAUACUUUCAAGUCCCAAGAUGUCCUCCUAGUUAACUAAAAUUUAACACCAAUGAAGUUAAACUUUUUGUUUCAAAUGUUGAAAAUGAAGCAUUGAUUUUAAUAAAAUCUAAGAAAAGCGUUAAGAAGCCAUAUUUUAGCUUUCUAAGUUCUGUAUUACCUCACUAUUUCGCAUUUUUUAAACCGUAAAAUGUACUUCAGAAAGGAUUUUGCCUUCUAUCUCCCAGCUAACGUUUGCAUUUUCUCCAUCUGCUUGGACGUGGAGUUAUUUUAAUUGCUUCUUCUUCACACGUUCUGGAGAAAGUCUUUCAGACUUUCUAAACGCCAGAGAAGUGCCUGGAAUUGGUUAAGCACCCUGCUUCUGCUCUAGGGUGCCAUGGAACUUCCCAGCCCCUCACCAUUUCUCUCCGAGAGGUCUCUGUCCCCGGGGAGAGGCGGCGCACAGCAUCCCGGGCGCCCGCGGAGAGCACGGCCGCCCCCCGGGAGCCAGGCGCCGAGGGGCCGAGCCCAGCGCCCGCCUUCCGCGCUGGUUGGUGGAGGGAGCCGGAGAGCGGCGCGAGGACAGCCUCGGCGGGGCUCGGGCGGGAAGGCGCGGGCCCGCUCGCCCCCGGCGGUCCGGAGCAGGCGUCGUGCCGCCGGGUAAGAUGGCUCCGCUUCCCACCGGCCCAGCUUGCUCCCCACCGGGCCGUGGGGCCCUGGGGCCGCCGAGGCCGCACGACCCCCCGCCAGCGCCGCGCGAGCCGGGGGCCGCCGAGCGCCGCCCGCCGCAGACAAAGCUGACAACAUGGCUCCCUCCGCCCGGCAAGUUGCUCGCAAGUUGCGGCGCGGCCGGCGUCCCUCAACUUCAAGUUUCCCUCGCAUGGCCGCCCUCCCGCCGGCCGCCGGCCGCGGCCCACCCCGCGCGAGGCCGGGCCGGGAAACUUUAACGUCCGCCGCCGCAACUGACAGCCCGGCGCCACUCGCUCACCUUCAGACAGGUCCUCGAUGCACUCGAAGGUGAUCUCGAACUGGAACGGGUUGUAGAAAGGCGACGGGUUAUCCAGCACCACUACAUUGUUCACCUGAACCUUUGCCAUAUUUUGAAGAAAACACAAACAAUGGGGCCGGGGCUGGCGGCACCACCGAGUCCCGCGCGCGGCCGCUCCGAGAGCGCAGACCCCCGCCCCGGCGCGGCGCGGCCCGACGUCGUGCAGCUGCGACUUGAGAAACUUUUUUUUCCUUUUUAUUUACACGGCGGCACUCCACGGUGUUUUGCAGCUUUCCUAUUUCACUAAACUACAGCCCAUUCUGCCCUGAUAACUAGCAGCGUUGCCCGCGAUUGGCUGCCCCCGAGCUCUGACCCUCCUCCUCCAGCGAGGGCCGCGGCGGCGAGCAAGAUGGGCUCCCGCUCGCAGAACGGACGGGAAACUUUCACUGCGGCUCCACCUGCUGGUGCGGACCAGGACAAAGGCGCAGAACAAAGUCUGACCGUGACAGCUGUCAAAGACUCAGGAGAAUGGAAUCUAGAGGCUGGGGCUUUGGUGCUUGCAGAUGCUGGUCUCUGCUGUAUUGACGAAUUUAACAGCCUCAAAGAACAUGACAGGACAAGCAUCCAUGAAGCAAUGGAGCAACAAACCAUAAGUGUUGCUAAGGCUGGCCUUGUUUGUAAGCUGAACACAAGGACCACCAUCCUGGCAGCAACUAACCCCAAAGGCCAGUAUGACCCCAAGGAGUCUGUGUCUGUGAACAUUGCCCUCGGGAGCCCACUCUUAAGUCGAUUUGACCUUGUCCUGGUUUUGCUCGACACUAGGAAUGAAGACUGGGAUCGUAUCAUUUCUUCCUUUAUCUUAGAAAAUAAAGGUUAUCCAAGCAAAUCAGAGAAUCUGUGGAGCAUGGAGAAGAUGAAAACCUACUUCUGCCUCAUUCGGAAUCUCCACCCCACACUGUCUGAAGUGAGCAAUCAAGUCCUCCUUCGAUACUACCAAAUGCAAAGGCAGAGUGAUUCCCGGAAUGCAGCCCGGACAACCAUCCGCCUGUUAGAAAGCUUGAUCCGAUUAGCAGAAGCUCACGCUCGCCUGAUGUUCCGCAGUGCCGUGACUCUGGAAGAUGCCGUUACAGCUGUAUCUGUGAUGGAGUCUUCAAUGCAGGGAGGUGCUCUGCUAGGAGGUGUGAAUGCUCUCCACACUUCCUUCCCUGAAAACCCCCGUGCACAGUACCAGAGGCAGUGUGAACUCAUUCUGGAAAAGCUGGAACUCCAGGGCCUCUUGCAGGAAGAACUUCGAAGACUGGAAAGGUUACAGAAUGAGAGUGUACACCAAUGCCAGUCACAUUCACUAGAGGAGGAGGUGGCUCCAGGUUCCUGCAGAAAUGAUCCCAGGGACAAGCCAAGGCUCAGGACUUCAACACAGCAGGAACAGAGCUGUAGCUGGAGUUCCACAGAGAGAUCUGGUGCAGACUCCCCGCCUGGUCCAGGGCUUAAUAGACCAACAAGUUGUAACAACUCAGCUGAGAACAGAGAUGGCAGAGGUGACGGUUUAGACUGGUUGGACCCCACAUCAAGUCCUGAGAUUGCACCAGAAAGCACUAUUGUGUCUCCCAAUGUGAAAACAACUGAGAAAAAUGUGAAUUUGAAAAUCUCCAACAAUAAAUCUCAGGGCAAGGAGAAGCAUGGGCCACAGCAAAGAAGCAAAUUAUUAGAAGCUGGACAUCUUCCAUCAUCAGGAGCCAUGAAUGCCCCCUUACGGUCUCACGGUGUUAAGCGUACAAAGGCAAGUCAGGCAGUGGUUGUAUCUGAAGCAGGACGGGGUGAUGAAGAAGACUCUGUGCCCCGAAGACUCCCCAAGCUGCUGAAGGAGGGGUCACAGAAUGUGUGCAGAAGCACAACCAGAGUGCGACCACUGCCACCCACUGUCCCUCUGUCCCUGUCUAUCCCUUCACCUGGGUCAGGAAAAAGAUCAGGAACACCCAAAAGAAAGAGACGGAAAUCUGCUCAGGUGGAAGAGCCUGAACCUGAAGGUAUGGAGACUCCAACAGUAAAGCUGGCCAAAUUCACAUUUAAACAGAAGACAAAACUGACCCACUCCCCCGAAGGCCAAGGCCCCAUACCUCCCAGUGCUAGUGAAAUAGCAGUUGACAGUUCUAAAAUUCCCCAACAAAGAACAAGAAGAGAAGCAGCUGUGCCUGUGGUAGCGCCAGGAAAGUCGACAUCCACCUCAGGAGACAGAUGCUCUGACCAGCUGCACGGAAAGACAAAGGAGCUCUCAAGGCAGCCACCAGACAGUAAUCCACCAAGAGAGGAGAGGGAACAGGGCCCCAAAAGAAGGGUUAUUCAGCCCAAACCGGAGCUUGGGAACCAGGCUGGGCAUUCGCAUCUAGCCUGUGAGAAAGACAGAAAGGAAGGGGUUUCCUGCGGUAAUAAAAGCAGCAAGGUUCAUGCUGGCACCAUAGCCAGACUGGCAAGCUUCUCCUUCACUUCCCCAUCAGAAUCCAAAUCGGAAUCCCUCCCUCCUGAAAGGAAGGACAGCAGGGACAGCAGGGACAGCAGGGACAGCAGGGACAGGUGCCACAGCCCUCCUGCGACCACAGCUCCAGUGCUCGGCCAGCAAAGGCAGACUUUCCAGCUGCAGCAGCCCACAGAGAGAGCGAAUCUUUCCACCCUCUCCCUCUUCACUCUGUCGGAACUAGAUGACGAAGCAUUAGAUUUUGACUGGGAGGAAGAGAUGAGGAAAAAGCCAUGAUUAGGAAAAGCUUUCUGGUCACAGUUGUCUUCCCCAGUCCAACCAAGUGCCUUCAAAGUAUACAAGUGGCUACAGGUGUGCACACAGUGUGUAGUACGUGCGUGGCCCUGCCGAAGCCCAACUCCCUUGUCAGGUUCAUCUUCAUCACCUAAAUGCUGAAUAAUUAAUUGCGGUUGGUGUGAUAUCAAUACUUUGGAUGAAUGAAUUAAUGCUCAUUUCACAAAAGAUGACUUAACAUCCAGGACGUUCUAGUUUUUCACUUGGUUUUUGUUUUUGUGUUUUUGGUUUUUGGUUUUUGGUUGAUUGGUUGGUUCAUUUUUGUUGUAUUGGUUUUGUUUGGGGGUUUGGUUUGGUUUUUACUAGAGGAGUUCUAUUCUGAGCUUCUUCUCUCACAUAUCCAGACCAAAUGGCAGGAUGGUGGCACUCAGAAAUCUAACAAGGCAGCUAAGUGCUUUCUGUUUGCUUUGCAUUUCCUGCCCAAUAUGUACUGAAUGCGGUGUUUAUUAACAUUUGGAAUGACUUGCCGAAAUCAUGUGGUUUUUCUCAUGCCUCUAUGUUAAUUCUCACGCAUCAGAUUAAAAGGGGCUGGUGGUUUUCUGUCUUCAAGAUGCAUGCUUUCAUUGGACAGCGUCCCCGGGGAAGCCACACCGUAGCUUACAGAAACACUGGCCCUUGGAUUUGUUCCCCUUGUGCCAGCACGCACGCCUUGCCUUUCAUUCCUUUUUGCUCUCAGAGCUUACCUUCAGUACAACUUAAAUCAUGUGGUUAGAAGAGAAGCGAGCUCCGGAAGGCCAGCUGUAGCCCUGUCACAUCUGCAAUGGCAUCAGUAUGGAAACGUGAUCCCUGAUAGCUUCUCAUCUGUUUGUCUUUUUAUAAAACCAAGAACGUUGGGUUGGGAUAUGGCUCAGAAGAAGAAUGUAUAUGUAGCGUGUAUGACAUUACUUAUUACAUAAGUAAUAAUAAAAUAAAACGGAGAAGUUUCCCUGUCUGGUGGGCAGAGAUGACUAAA
This is a messenger RNA of Mus musculus (house mouse), 7138 nucleotides long. RefSeq names its product minichromosome maintenance 9 homologous recombination repair factor (gene Mcm9). The transcript is spliced from 7 exons. The record is from RefSeq and is a predicted model, not a curated record. NCBI's taxonomy places the organism in Eukaryota, Metazoa, Chordata, Mammalia, Rodentia, Muridae. Gene Ontology annotation, cellular component: MCM8-MCM9 complex; chromosome; nucleus. The coding region runs from base 3790 to 6129 and encodes 779 amino acids. Gene Ontology annotation, biological process: recombinational interstrand cross-link repair; double-strand break repair via homologous recombination; DNA damage response. Gene Ontology annotation, molecular function: enzyme binding; ATP binding; MutLbeta complex binding.